AUGUCUAAGAACUCGGAGUUUAUCAAUCUGUCAUUUUUGUUAGAUCAUGAGAAGGAAAUGAUCCUGGGAGUCUUAAAGAGAGAUGAAUACUUGAAAAAAGUGGAGGACAAGAGAAUAAGGAAGCUGAAAAAUGAACUCUUAGAAGCAAAACGUAGAAGUGGGAAGACUCAACAACAAACCAACAGAGUCUGCGUUCACUGCCAGAGAAACCUGGGCUUAAUAUUUGACCGAGGAGAGCCGUGCCCGGCCUGCUCCCUGAGAGUGUGCAGCGAGUGUCGGGUCUCAGGCCUUGAUGGCGGCUGGAAGUGCACUAUCUGUGCCAAAGUCGCACAGUUAAGGAUCGUAACUGGUGAGUGGUUUUUUGAAGAAAAGGCAAAGCGUUUCAAGCAAGUCAAUGUUCUGGGCACUGAUGUAGUCCGACAGUCCAUCUUAAGAAGAUGUCCAGGAACUGGAGAAAUACAAAGUCAAGAGCAACCCCGCCGGGACCCAGAAAAGGCAGACACUUCACCUUCUGCCAGGCAAAAGGCCGGUCGUGACGGACCCAGAAGAAAGGGAUUUCUUCUGAGCAAGUUCAGAUCAGCAACCAGGGGAGAAAUCAUAACUCCAAAAACGGAAAGUGGGCGAAGCUACAGCUUGGACUUAGACAGCCAAAACUUCCGGAGUUUAAAGUCAGUCCCUGGUUCGGACAGGGGAAGCACUGGUUCAUCAGAUCUGAAUGACCAGGAAGCUGGCCCCGCAACCCCGAAGAGUAGCCGGAGCAGUGGUGUGACCCCCGUCACUCAGAGGUCACCAGCCCCAAGCACACACAGUGUGACCUCAGUCAGCAUUAGAGAACGCGGUUUUGAAAAUUCCGUGGAUUUGGCUGCCAUUGAAAGCACGUAUGAGGACCUCACAAAGAGUCAUCGCAGAAACGUUUCUGGUACACCUUCCAUAGCGGUGUCUGAGAUCUCCCUCUCCUCAGACCGGAGUCGAUCUGAGUUCGAUCUGAGUGGGUCCUUUCCAGAAGACUUAGAGAAUACUGCAAACAUAAGAAGCAAGUCUGUCCCUGGGGCUUUAGACAAAGACUUGGGCUCCCUGGAAGAGACUGAGGAAGGUGUUCAUGACUUAGCGUCCUCCCGGUUUUCUGCCAACACCCACAGUCUAGCAAGUGGCCUGUCAACUAAUUCUCAAGCAGGCUCUGACAGGAAGUGGACCUACCUAAAUGUCCCUGAUGCUGACUCAGACACUACCAGCCUUAACAGCAUGAUGAGUGUUUACAGUGAAACAGGAGACUAUGGCAACGUGAAGGUCAGUGGUGAGAUCCUUCUCCACAUCAGCUACUGCUACAAAACUGGCGGGCUCUACAUUUUUGUCAAGAAUUGCAGAAAUCUGGCCAUAGGAGAUGAAAAGAAACAGAGGACAGAUGCUUAUGUCAAGUCAUACCUUCUUCCUGACAAGUCCAGAAACAAUAAGCGCAAGACCAAGGUCAGAACAGGCACCAAUCCAGAAUUCAAUGAGACACUAAAGUACACCAUCAGCCACACCCAGCUGGAAACAAGAACUCUGCAGCUCUCAGUCUGGCAUCAUGAUCGAUUUGGACGUAACAGCUUCCUUGGGGAGGUGGAGAUUCCUUUUGACUCAUGGAACUUUGAAAAUCCAAAUGAUGAGUGGUUUGUGCUUCAGCCCAAGGUGGAAUUUGCUGCGGACAUAGGCCUUCACUAUAAAGGAGAGCUAACAGUUGUUUUACGUUACAUCCCCCCAGAGGAGAACCUGAUGCUUCCUCUAGAAGAAGUUCAAGGAAAGAAGACCUUCAAAAGGGGAAAGAAGAAGGAGUCACCUGUAAUCUCUGGAGGAAUCCUGGAAGUGUUCAUCAAAGAGGCACAGAAUUUGACAGCAGUGAAGUCAGGAGGCACUUCUGAUAGCUUUGUGAAGGGCUACCUGCUCCCAGAUGACAGCAAAGCUACCAAGCACAAAACACUCGUGGUAAAGAAGAGCGUUAACCCUCAGUGGAAUCAUACUUUCAUGUUCAGUGGCCUGAACCCCCAGGACAUAAAGAAUGUUUGCCUAGAACUUACCGUCUGGGACAAGGAGCCCUUUUCCAGCAACAUCUUUCUGGGAGGAGUUCGUUUGAAUUCUGGGACCGGUGUGAGCCAUGGGAAGAAUGUGGAUUGGAUGGACUCUCAGGGGGAAGAGCAACGCCUGUGGCAGAAGAUGGCGGACAAUCCUGGGACUCCUGUCGAGGGUGUACUCAUGCUCCGGUCCAGCAUGGGGAAGUGUAGGCUCUGA
This is a messenger RNA of Odobenus rosmarus divergens (Pacific walrus), 2265 nucleotides long. RefSeq names its product synaptotagmin-like 5 (gene SYTL5). Gene Ontology annotation, cellular component: plasma membrane; exocytic vesicle. Lineage: Eukaryota; Metazoa; Chordata; Mammalia; Carnivora; Odobenidae. Gene Ontology annotation, molecular function: phospholipid binding; small GTPase binding; neurexin family protein binding. The transcript is spliced from 17 exons. Bases 1 to 2265 code for a protein of 754 amino acids. The record is from RefSeq and is a predicted model, not a curated record. Gene Ontology annotation, biological process: intracellular protein transport; exocytosis.